Messenger RNA from Nomia melanderi (Alkali bee), 2212 nucleotides. It is a transcript of the gene Arglu1, whose product is annotated as Arginine and glutamate rich 1. NCBI's taxonomy places the organism in Eukaryota, Metazoa, Arthropoda, Insecta, Hymenoptera, Halictidae. The record is from RefSeq and is a predicted model, not a curated record. Gene Ontology annotation, cellular component: mitochondrion; nucleoplasm. Gene Ontology annotation, molecular function: cadherin binding.
UUGAAUAGUAAUUCAAAGAUGGCUGUCGAGACUACGGUAUAAGUCAGUGGUGCAGUGUGCGCGUUGGACGUGGAUUGUUCUUUAUUUUUGUGUUCGCGUGGUGUUCGGUUAUUUUUAAGUGUAGUUACCUGUCAAGUUUCUAGUAGAGUCUCCGUUUCACGUGCGAGUCUUCUAAAAGGACAAUAGAUCUCGUCGUAAUGGGCCGUUCCAGAUCCAGAACGAAAUCGCCGAGCAGGAGGCGUCACAAGAGCAAGCACUCGAGGAAACGCUCCAAAUCGCGAGAAAAACAUUCUAACAAUAAAUACUCCGAAAAACCAAAGGAACGCAGUUCAAAAUCGAGGAAACGGUCCCAUUCUGCAUCCUCCAGUACAGGUUCAGAUGCGUCAGAUGAUGUACAUAUUGUCAGUCACAAAAAACGUUCAUAUAGGGAUAGGGAUCGCAAAAUGGAUGAGGUAGAGAGGUUGGCAGAAAUGGAGCGGCAAAGGAAAAAGAAAGAAUUAUCGAACAAAAUCUUCACUACGAGUGCUGUUGGAAGGCAACGUGAAGUGGAGCAAAAAAUGGUUGAGGAGGAGGCUGCCAAACGAAUCGAAGAAUUAGUGCAGAAGAGGGUGGAAGAGGAGCUAGAAAAACGUAAGGAGGAAAUAGAAGCCGAAGUACAAAGGAGGGUAGAAGAAGCGAAAAGGGCGAUGGAGCGUCAGAUGAUGGAGGAAAUGGAAUGGAGACAAGCAAAACUUCGUGAGGAGGAGAAACGGAGAGAGGAGGAAGAGCGGAAGAAGCGAGAGGAACUAGAGAGGAUCGUGGAGGAGAACAACAGAAAAAUCGAGGAAGCCCAGAAGAAAUUGGCUGAGGAAAGAUUGGCCAUGGUCGAACAGCAACGUUUGAUGGAAGAGGAGAGGCAAAGAAUGAGGAAAGAGCAAGAAAAACGUGUGAAAGAGGAGCAAAAGAAAAUUCUCGGGAAGAACAACUCGAGGCCUAAAUUGUCCUUUACGCUAAAGCCAGUUACGUGAGUCUCUGUCCUCAUUUCGUGCAGUUUUACAUGUGAUAUUUAUACGUCUUGUCGGUUUUUCUGGGGGAUCGUUUGUAUUCCGUAUAAACAGUCGUCGCAAGCUCCCACCCGCCGCGUAUAUAAUUACGUACAGAAAUUCCGCAGCGACAAGAUCCAAAGCUCACCCGAAUGUAUUUGCGAUGCAAGUCGAAGCCUGGCGAUGUUGAAUUGACUUAUUCGAUUCUGCCGGCGUAUCGCGUCAAAAUCGAAUAAUUGAUUCUAUGCUCGCUGGAUUUCGAACCUCGAUACAGAUGGGAUUUUUCAACUUUUUUCGAAACCACACCGAUAUCGAUGCAGACGAGCGUUUCCUUCGCGUAUGUAAGAUCAUAGAAGCCAGUACUUUUGUCUAUUCGAUUGAGAAAUGUUGUACAUUUUCGUUUUCUUUCUAUCUCUGUCCUUAUUUUUGAAUUCAACCAGAACUAAUAAUAUUCUUCUGCUUGGUCUGCCCGAUAGAAGUGUGGCGCAGCCUAGCUAGGUGUGUUCUACAAAUUGCUAACAGUGCAAUUUCUAUAUAAAUAUAUAGAUAUACAUAUAUAUAAUUCCGGUUCACUGUAAUUAUAUUACAUUGAAGGAGACGGAUAAUAAUUUUACUUUCAGUUAGACAUUUACGAAACAUGACUCUCGUAUUAAGCUCGCGUUUCGAACCUCGAUAAUGGCAGUUGGUAAACGUUUUUCGAAACGGUCAAUAUUAUUCGUACGACCAACAUAGAUUUUGUAAUUAAUUACGAUGGCAUAGAUGAAUUUUCUACGAGAAACAAAUAGACACGUUUAUCGUGCGACUGUAACACGUAACCUUGCGAACCAGGUUUCGAAGCAAUAGUAACACGGAGAGCUAGUGUCCUUUUUUUUUCUGGCACGAUGUGCCGAGUAUCGGAACGGACAGUGCACGUCUCGAAAAGUCAAACGCGGAGGGAUACGGUUCCGCUGUGAGAGAACGAAAGAGAAUGUUCUUUUUCUAAUCAAAAUUAAAAGAGUACGACGCAAACGCCGGUUAAAGAAAUACGAACGAACAUGAAUGGAUCAUUUUGUACGUACAGAAACGUAUGAAUGCAGCCACGAACAAGAAUGUCUCUUGUACGCAAUCGUGUAUAGAUGUGUAUUAAUUAAACAAACAAACCAUCUGUUCAUAUAGGAUUGUAUACCCGCAACAUUGUUACUUGUAAAAUA